CUUGAGCAUGAAAUUAUUUCUCUUUAAUAAUGUUUAGUGCAGUCUGACUAAUGUGACAAUCGUUGUUCGCUUUGCAAUUCCACCUUACCCCACAUCUAAACACAAUAGGGGAUGUGAUACAUUCAGAAUUUGACCAUGUAUCAAACUGGACUACUUCUUUUAACUGGUCCCAUUCGUUUGGUUAAUGAGUUAAUUACUGAUUACCUAAAACAUGCAGCUAAAAAUGUUGGAAGACGUCUUUAUAUUAAAUUAGAACCCGAAUUCAACAAACCAUUUUCAAAAUCAAAUGCUUCAGAUUUAUUACGAUUAUCUAAAGUCAUUCCAUUCGUUUAUAAUAAUGCUUCAAUUUUAUGCAAAAAUUUGGAGGUUCGUAUUCUGCUGACAAGUGUGAAUCUGUCCUCGAAAAAUUCCGCUUUGAAAUCUUAUUUUGAUGUUAUUUUAACCAAUAGUAAUGAUGAUAAUAGUAUUUCUCAAUAUAUUAACAAUCAAUUUGACCAUGAAUGUAAAAAUAUAAUUAAAUUCGACCCUAUCCAAACUUCAUUAUUGAAUGUGGAAGUCUUAGAGCCAGGUUUAAAAACAUAUAAUGUCGUCUGCUUGGGAGGUACCUUUGAUCGUUUGCAUAAUGGUCACAAAGUGUUACUUACGGAAGCUGCAUUAAGAGCUAGACAGAAAUUAAUUGUCGGAGUUACGGACGGUCAAAUGUUGAGAAAAAAAGUUUUGUGGGAUCUUAUCCAGCCUAUUGAAAAGCGAAUUGAUGAUGUAACUACAUUUUUGCAAGAUAUUGAUCCAUCUCUGAGCUAUGAAGUUGUGCCUAUAAUAGAUCCUUAUGGUCCUACUAUAGUCGACCCUGAUAUAAACUGCAUUGUUGUUAGUGAAGAAACAAAGUUUGGAGGAGAAAGAGUUAACAUAGAGCGAAGAAAAAAGGGUAUGAAAGAACUAGCUUUGCAUACUGUGGAUUUGGUUGAAAAUUUGCAUAAAAAUCCUGGAGAAGAUGACAAGCUGAGUUCUUCAAGUACUCGAAUGCAAUCGUUAGGAACAUUGUUGAAAACAUCUCAGGUUAAGUUUGAUGGCAAUGAGCCAUACUGCAUUCUUUUGCAAGGACUACCUAUGUGUGGAAAGUCUUGCAUAGCUAAUAGUUUUCAAACUCAUGGUGUAUUAACAGAAUGCUGUAAUGAGAUGAUGUGCUCAAUUAUUGCUCAGAAGAAAGAUUUGCAAGAGCAGAUCAUUAGAAAAUUGAAUUGUGAUCAUAUUAUUUCUAAUGGUGCAAUAGAUUACAAACAUUUGCUGAAGACUUGUUUAACUGAUCCGGAGAAGAGAAAUUUCAUGUGUUCAGUGUUACUAGAUGAAGUAAAUUCAGCUUUUGAAAAAAGAAUGGAAAAAUAUAAGGAAUCUGGGACUAAGUUGGUUAUUGUGAAAGAUUCAACGUUACUAUCAAGAAAAUUCCGAAAUGGUUUUCAUGAAAUUUGGACUGCAAUAAUUCCUCCAGCUGAAGUGUCAAAAAGAUUGAAGCAGCAUUAUGCCUUAACUGAUGAAGAUGCUGACAAGGUGAUUGAUUCAAUGCCAUCCAACACUGAGUUAAUUCAAGAAUCUAAUGUAAUUUUUUGUACUCAGUGGAGUCCAACUGUCACCAAACAGCAGGUAGAAAGAGCAUGGACUCAUUUGAGAGAAACAUUGCGUCUGUAGCUGUUAUCACAUAAUAUCUACACUACAUAUACCUCAAUUGUAAUUUUAUUCAACUUAAUAAAACUUUUUUAUUUUUUUAUUUUGC
Molecule: messenger RNA, 1768 nt
Organism: Uloborus diversus
Lineage: Eukaryota; Metazoa; Arthropoda; Arachnida; Araneae; Uloboridae
Gene: Ppat-Dpck
Product: bifunctional coenzyme A synthase-like
Exons: 8
Coding region: 136-1683 (515 amino acids)
Biological process (GO): coenzyme A biosynthetic process
Molecular function (GO): dephospho-CoA kinase activity; ATP binding
Source: RefSeq, a predicted model, not a curated record